Molecule: messenger RNA, 3563 nt
Organism: Exaiptasia diaphana
Lineage: Eukaryota; Metazoa; Cnidaria; Anthozoa; Actiniaria; Aiptasiidae
Product: alpha-2B adrenergic receptor-like
Exons: 1
Coding region: 1423-2442 (339 amino acids)
Biological process (GO): G protein-coupled receptor signaling pathway
Cellular component (GO): membrane
Molecular function (GO): G protein-coupled receptor activity
Source: RefSeq, a predicted model, not a curated record
CUUUUCAACAAGCUGAAAAACGCUCAUUGAAUACAAGGGAAAUGAUUUCCAACCAAUUUUGGGGUAUGUGAUUAACACAGCAAGAAGUACAGAGGACUAAAGACACUAAAAGACGUUCAAAGAUUGAUUAAGAAACCUGCGCUUUUUAUUUUUAAUGAGUUAUUCGAUCCAAAAAUAAAAACCAUCGGAAGCGAAAAAUUGUUAAUUUGUCGACAUGUCGAAAUAUGAAGGAAAACUAUCAACUUAUUCAAACAUGGAUUCACUAGUUUGUGUCAUCUAAUACUCGCCAAUUCCAUAGUAUCCGUCAUUUCAAUUUCCGCAACUACUGAUUGGAAAUAGGUUAUCAACGUUGGUGKGCUAUUUGAAUCGAUAUGAUUGGUCGAGGAUUUGUAGCAUUGAUUGGCUAGCUGUUUGAGCAAUAUGUUGGCCGUCCUAAUGAAAUAAAUCCAUCUCGGCAAUUAUUGUUUUCAAUAUUAAAUAAUUGUUACCGCCCGCCACUUAUCUUGAUUGUCACAAGGUGGUUUAAAUGAAGGAAGAAUAAUCUUUCGUAUUGCAAGUCUUUUUACAAAUUGUGGSUUUCUGUUUUAUCAAUACGAGUGAACAAGAAACAUCUUAUUUUCCAAGAGUAUUUGAUGGUAUAAGUUGGUUGCUUGGUGUGGUUUUUGUUCAGUGGUGUGUAAGUCGUCUCUGUGCUCUUGACUCCGACAAGAAAUUAAAGAGCUUUAUGUUAUCAUSUUCAAAGUUUAAGAAAAUUGUGUACAAAUCUUUCUCAAAGAAGGGACAAAAAGUACAAUGGGUGUGUAGUUCAGCUGUUCGYUAUUUACUUUUCUAAAAUCAACAGACUUUUCUAAAURUCAGUGUCCGUCAACAUUGCUACAUUGCAAAGCGAUUAUUAACAAAUGGACAAACUUGAAACUGUGUAAGGAUAAAAGUGAAAUAAGAUCACUAUAAUGAUUUGGGCAUCGCAUUUCUGAUCAACAGUUAUUAGACAAGGCCAAGUAGAAAUAAUUAAUAGGCGUUGGCUCCUGUUCCUUCUGCAAUUGGUUGAUUCAUGCAGCUGGCUUGUUGACGAUGUAAAUCAAGCUUUUGUGGUGUUUGCUACGUAAACAUUGUUAUCAUCCUAGUGAAUGGGUUUCGCAACAAGAAAGAUCAGUUUCAUUAGUUUAUACGGUUCGUUUUUAUUUUCAACUUACCAAACAUUAUUAUGGACUGAGCUCUGAUUACAAAGUAACCCAAGAUAACUCGGAAGAGGAUGCGCGCUUUGAAAGACUUCACAURCCGUCAACAGUCACGUUUUUGACAAGACCACAAGCUUCACCGCUAUAUCGUAACCUUUGACAGUUCAGUCGAUGUCCAAGAAACGUACAGUGUCUUCAGUGAUCGGAAUUAUAACCCAAAAGUUGGGUUAGUUGUUUGUAAAACAUGACGACGGACACCCAGUACAGUGCAUGGGAGAAAACACAACUUGAACACAAGUAUCUUUGGGCUGCUGGUCUCGGUGYUACUAUCUUUUUCACUGUAAUUCCAAACCUGAUGGUCAUUGUAGCAGUAUUAAAAGAUCCYCAUCGUAAUCUAAGACGUUCACCGUCCAACCUGCUUAUCGCUAGUCAAGCCCUUGCUGAUCUAUUUGUUGGYGCGAUAAAAGAACCCUUAUGUAUUUGGUGGCUAAUGACAUUUAAGAACGAUGUUAUAUUUUUAAUUGAAAUAUCAAGCUCUCUGUUCAUGGUAGCUUCCAUUAUACACGUCUUAGCUUUGAGUUACGAUCGCUAUGUCGCCGUGGUAACGCCUCUACAAUAUACAUCUCGCAUAACCGUACGGCGUACAUACRUCAUCAGUGGUUUAAUAUGGUUAUACAGUGCAUUCUAUACAGCUUACCGCACGUUACURCGAGUAUUUUACAACAAGUACCAUGCAGUUGCCUUUGUWACAGGCUUAAACACUGUCUUCCCAGCAUUCAUUGCCGUCUUGAUCUAUUUUUGUCUUUUCCACGUGAUCCGGAAGUACAAGAAAAACUCUCAGAAUCUUGACUCAUCAGGUCGUGCUACCAUGCUUGCGUAUCAGAGACAGCGUAAGAUGACAGUYGUUCUAGUAGCAGCAUUCUUCUUGUUCUUGUUCUGUUUAACACCAUGGUUCGUYUUCUAUCAGGUUAUUGACGCUUGUCCUAACUGCGAGGACAACAAAGCUUUAGAGAUGUACUUGUUCUGUGGGUUUUUUUAUCUUUUUAUGUUCAAAUCRUUACUAAAUCCUUUUCUUUACGCUUGGAGRCUGUCGAAGUUUAGGAAGGCGAUCAAACAGAUGUUGCCAUGUUGUUAUCGAUGCAGCAAUAGAAGAGUCUCAACUAGCAGUACCUCAACCUCGUUUCAAAUCCGAGGAGGAGCCAGCCUUAGACAUAGCAUGGACCCGGAUCCAACCUCAGGGAAACACUGCAUUCUAAAAAUGUGAAGGACAGUAAUAUUCGGCACAUUGUAGGAUAAUUUAACUCUGAUAUUCUACAAUAUUGGACAAAGAAGUGUAAUAUAAUAGCGCUGGAUAAAUAUAAUGGGAAAGUCAUCAUGAUAUUAGAGAUAUUUUGUUUUUGUUACAAUGAAACAAGUACCAGGAAAAGACUGUUUUGUAGCUACCUUAUGUAUGUCUCACGAACUGUACUCUUUCUUGAAAGAAAAGCCAUGCUAGAGUUAAAGUCGAACCCUCAAUCACUUCAAACAGAAAUUCGAUGAAAAAGAUUAAUUGGGGCGAUUCCCCCGAGACAUUCUGUGAAUGAAGCUUAGAAUUGAAAUCGAUUUAUAUUCUGAUAAGAGGUCUCGGUUCUUCCAUGCUAUACCAGAUACUUGACUUAACCUCGGGCUAACUAAAACAAAACAGCGAGGGAGAAGAUAAUCGGCCCCUAGACCAUAGAUGAUUAACCCCUUGCACUUACUAGGCAGCUAUCGAURAAAGUGGUCUAAUAUUAUGUAAAUGACGUGGUCCAUAGGCCCACUCUGUUAAGGCGCUGCGUUUGAAUMAAGYCAACUUGUGGUAGUAGCAUGGGUUCGAAUUCGGAAUAUUGACACUUCUUUACACUACGUUGGCUGGGUAUAUUUGUUCUUCAUUUUUCUUUUUGUUUUUAUUUUGAAGAACUUGACAUGAUUUAUAUACAUUUUAUCUAAUUAUUUCUAAAGACAAAGCUCUUAUGAGUGGUAUCCUUGGGAAGGUCGUUUGUGGAUACCUAUGGCUUUCAUCUUGACUGAACUGGAAUGUGAAAUAAGAUCAACAAACUCGGGAAAAAGAAAAGCUUACGAACAUCAGCUAAAAGCUAAUCUUUGACUUGACCAAGUGCGUCUAAAAUACCUCAUCKUGACGUAAUUGUGUUGUUCUGUGACUUCAAAGGAACAACAGUAAAGCAGUGUGAAAAGCUUUUAAAUUAGCGUUAUAGGAACACCCUUUUCUCUUGAAGACAAUCAGGGCAUCUAAUAAAUGAUAGAGCAGAGUMACAUGAACCAUGAAAUAAGAACUAAAAAGUACUAACUAAUAGGCACUAUUAGUUCCUAAUAGUCAUUAGCACUGAACCAGAACACUUUAUUUGA